CUCACUUUGUGCGCCCGUGGACCACCAGGUCGACGUAGUGUCAAAGGAUGCUGUCAACUACCUCACCACGUAUCGUGUGCGUCAUCAACGCCGCCGUAUGGACAGCACUGCUGACCAACAUCGUCCUGAAUACACAUACUGUAUAUCAAACGACAAUAGUAUUCAAUCAUCCCGUAUACUUCGAGUCGAAGACACAAGCAGCUCAGCCCGGACAUGCAUGCCCUCAACGCGGGACAGCUGAGUACGUAGAUAAGGAAACGAGUGGCGCAGCUGCCCAUUGUUCGUCGUUGUCUUUGAUGUCGUCGUCGAGGUCCGACAUACAUGGUGAGCCGGCCUUUGUCCUCGGCUGCCGUAAUUAAUGGUCCCUGCUGCCGUCUGGGCCACGCCGCGGCCCGUCGUCUAAGUCGGUCGCGAGCGCGUAACGACGGAUCGUAGUGAAAGCAGGCAGAGCGAACAAAGAAGGUCGGGACUGGUAUAUGUGUGGCUGUUUGCAGGGCCGUCGAAGCCCGCGAGUUCCUCUUCGUCCUAUACUCGACCCCAUCAAAUGCUUUCAACACCGACGCCGUCGACGAGGGCAUGGCUCUGAGGACUCCCGAGGUCAACAACACCUUGCUUUGUACAGCGUUCAAACGAGAUCCGAGCCUCAGCGAGGAGAAGAGCCUGCUACUACGCGUGAACCUGAACACACCGCAGUUUCUUACCCUUGGCCGAACAUCACCACGCAACCUAGACGGGUUGGAAGCCACGUCAUGGCGCCCCCGGAGCUGAACAAGGCGCUGGCUGUCAAGGUCAAACUGGUACUCUCUGAGAUCGCAGAGCUCUUCGAGGCCAAUGAGGCGGACCUGCCGUUCGAGAUACGCAGGGAUCGCUUCCUCGACAUCAACGCCUUCUUCCGCGCCCUCAACCUAUACAUCUCGGGUGGCGUCCUCGACGACUUCCUAUCCAAACAUGUCGACUGCAAAGAAAGGGUCGGCUAUAUCUUUGGCAGCCGAUAUCAGCACCUCGACAGCUCAAAGCCGGGCGGUGGCGGCGGCGGCAGCUCCGGAGAGGGCCCCGCGAAGCUGUUGCAGCCGCCGGGCCGAGGGCGCGACGAAAACCCGACAAGCAGCGCACCGUGGGCGCCCGACCUCGACAGGGCCGGGGCUACGGGCCUCUCGGAGGAGCCGCAGCGGGACAGGACGCGCGCCGCCGUCGAAACCUUUGGCUCGUUCGAGCCCGUGGCGGCGGACUCUGGGAUCCUGCAGGCGCGGGACGACGACGUCGCGGGUCCGCUGACGAGCGAGCAGCUCAACGCCAUCGAAGACUUGCUCAUCCGCGAGGACAUGGAGCAAGGGUACGCACAGAGGGAGAGCGCCGCCAACACGGGGCGAUCUUGGACGGAGCUGGACCUUGAGCUGGAGCCGGAGGCGGGCGCCGCCGCCGAGGACGAGGACGAGCCGAUGCCUGACUAUAUUCCGGAGGAGCCUAUCCUCACACCGCAGGAACCCGAGGCCAGUAUAGAAGAGGGGCUUGAGCCUGUCCUUGAGGAAGAUGAGGUUGCCUUAGAUGAGUUUGAAGCUGCCUUGAGAGAACUGGAGGCUGUCCCCGAAGAAGACGACGAGGCUAGUUCUGAGGAACCCGAUGAUCUCUCCGAGGAAGGUGAUGACGUUUUCCCAAAGGAGCCUGAUGCUGUCGCAGAGGCACUCGAGGGCGUUUCCGAAGAGUAUGACGAUGCUACUCCGAAGGAGCCUGAUGCUAUGACAGAGGAACUAGCAACUGUUCCCGAAGAGGCUCAUGGAGCUAUCCUAGGGGAACCUGAGGCUAUCCCCGAGGAAGUCGAGGGCUCCGCAGAGGACCUUGAGGUUGGUUCCGAGGAACCUACCGUUGCUUCCGAGGAGGCCGAGGUUGUCUCUCAAGACGCCGAAGCUGGCCCCGAGGAACCUGAAGUUGUCACCGACGAACCUGAGGCUGACUCAGAACCUGAGGUUGUCUCUGACGGGGCUGAGAGUAUCUCUCGAGAGGCCGAAGCUACCCCCGAGGAACCUGAUGUUGGCUCCGAAGAGGCUGAACUUGUCUCCGAAGAUGCAGAGGUCGUCUCGCAAGGGGAUGAGGCUACCCCUGAGGAGCCUGGGGUUGACCCCGGGGAACCAGAGGUUGUGUACGAAGGUGCUGAGGCUGUCUCCGAAGACGAGAGAACCGUCCCAGAGGAACCCAUGGACGGCGUCGAUCCACCGCCUCCGCCGGGACCAGAGAUGCCCAUGUCGGAGCCUGAAGUCGUCUCCGAAGGGGAUGGGGUUGCCUUGGAGGAGGAUACGACCGCCCCGGAGGGACCAGAUGACGACAUGGACGACUUUGAUGCACCGCCCUCGCCGGAGCCAGAGAUGCACAUGCCGGAGCCUACCAGCGGCCCCGAGCAUGCGAGCCCUCCUCCUCGCCCGUCGCCAGUACUCAGACGAACUCCGAGGGCAUUGCCAUUCACAGAAAGACCACAGGCCCCCGGCCCAGUCCCUCGUCCUCACCCAUCGCCAAUCUUUAGAGCGCCAAUGGCAUCAUCAUUUACAGAAAGACCACAGUUCACCGGCCCUCCCCUUCGCCCUCGCUCUCGCCCGUCGCCAGUUCUUAGACAGGCACCAACAUCUUCGCCGUUCACAGAAACACCACAGGUCCCCGAACCGGGCCCAGCUCCGGCCUCGCUUCUUUACCAACCUGCGAACCCGCCUCCCGCCUCGCCUCUUCCCCAACCGACGACGCCGCCCCCUGCCACACCACCAUCUCCUCCUCCUGCUCCCGCGCGGACGCAAAGCAUGCUGUUGACGCCCCCGAGUUCGAUGUCACCUGUAGGGCCCCAGCCUCCGACCUCCCCCCAGCAAACGGCUGCCCUACCGCCUACCCCUGAGUCUCAAGCACAACUCGACGGGUCCAUUGCUGCACCGGAGUCGUCACCACCACCGCCGCCGCCUCCAGCGUACGAGCCGCCUGCCCCUGAGCCUGAACAGCGAGACAUGCGGCCUGUUUCCGAGCCGGAAUCGCCUCGUGCUUCCCGGGUGCCCGAACCUGAGCCAGCACCGAGCCCGCUUGCGCUCGAAACGGAGCUAGCUCCCGCAUCGACGGCUGCGGAGCCGAGGUCCCCUCGUCCACGACGCCCUCAGGCGGCACUGAACCCAGAAUCGGCAUCAGCACCGGCACCGGCUCCGGCUCCGGCUCCGACUCCGGUCCCGAUCCCGGUACCCGCCUCCCCGGAGCCAGCCCGAGAUAAAGCCCUCCAGGGCGAGGCAGCGCCCGAGCUUCAGCUUGAGAGGGCCAAGGCCUUCCUCUCCGAGCACGUCACGCUCCGCUCCGCCGAGUGGCGCACCCGCUUCGCCCAGGUCAUCGACAUGACGUCCCGCCUGCAGCGCAUCCAGGACGGCGACGAGCCCUGGGGCCUCGCCCUCGAGCAGGUGCUCAUCAUGGUCCGCACGCACCACGCCUUCAUGCAGUACCACGACAACCGCGAGAACUUGGUCGGUGACUCUCCGGAGGCCCUGCCGCUGCCGCCGCCGCCACCGCCGCCGCCCCAACAAGACGCCAAGAAGCCCAUCAUUCUUCCCGAGCCGAAGCUGAGCCUCCACGACACCGGCGACGCAGCCAACAAGGCCGGUAGAUGGACCUACCGGGACGUCAAAGACGACAGUGAUGCGUCAUCGCCGAGCGAGGCUGUCGAGGAGCUGUACCGCAAGAGACAUCAGCGCGACGCCCGGUCGUUCUGGUCCAACAGCCACACCCACCACAAGCCCAAGUCGGGGUUCAAGUGGAACGGGUCGUCGUCGUCCAAGAGCAAGAGGCUCAACGUCGUCGAGUGCGAGAGCAAGCACUUUGAAGAGUGCAUGCGCAAGGGCCCGUCGCACACGGCAACGGUCCUGCGCAAGGCUCAGCAGGGGCAGCACAAGGUGCCCCGGGACGCCGAGGAGCUCAGCGACGACCAGUUCGAGGCCUUGGCCCGCCUCAAGGGGUACCGGCGCGCGGCCCUGCAGCAGACCCUCGGCCUGUUCGACUCGCACGAGAACCGCAUCGUCGGGGCCAGCCCCUGGCAGACGCUGCUGCCCGACGUGCGCGAGUCUCGCAGGGACGAGCUCGCAGCCGGUCGGCGGUACGCGACGAAGCCAUCGCGCCCGGAGACAUGGCAGGACGAACAGCCCAGCGCCGCGGGUCAAGGGCAAAGCCAAGAUGACGGCCGGGGUCAAGCCGCGGAAUGGACCAAGGCGGACGCAAUGAUGGCUGAGCUGGGCAAGCUGUGGGACGCGCUCAUCAAACAUCGCACUCUUUACGACGCCCUUUUGCGGACGGCAAGACGAGCCCCACGGCCCCUGAUCAUGAGCGUCGUCAAGGAUGUACGAGCGGGCGUGGUAGGAGCCAGGACGGGCGACGCGAAGCAGUCUGCAGAACCAGGCCCCCCUCGCCUUCGACCCCUCGAGGCACGCUGGCUCGAGCUGCUCUGCCAGCCAUCUGCCACAGACACUCCAGCCUUGAAGAAACGCCUCAGUGAACGCGAGCAGCUCUUCUCGGUCAGCGUCCAGGCCAUGCUCGACGACCCCAGCGCCUCGUCCCUUUUCAACGACAUGGGCCCCAAGAUGCCCGGUCCUUUCCUCCAAGCGCUGAACCGCGCGCCCCAACUUCAGCAGCGGCAGUUUACCGUGGAGGAGCUUGCCCAGUUUGUUCCGAGGCUGGACAAGAUGAAUAUUCUCCGCACGUAUGUCAAGGACAAGACGACGCCUAUGCUCGGCCGCCCGGAGCACACGGUGCAUCCUGAGCAGCGCAUUCGUUGGAGUGAAUCUGGCGACGUAGGCAAGAAAGACGAGCAAGGUGACAACGCCGCCGAAGUCCAGGCCUUCAUCAAACGCUGGGACCGUACAAAGAUAUUCGACGCGGACGCAGACGAAGCCGCCGGAUCGUACAGCAUGGAGUUGCCGAACCGCAACAGCCUCCGCUCGCUCGCCUCUUGCGUCAAGAAGCCGCACGACGUCAAAGCCGAUCAGGCGCGGACGGAGAAGCUCUUGUCGCACCUCGCCCACCGUCUGGGCAGCUCCCUGCGCGCCCUGCAGGACCAGCACGCGACGAAGCGGCACGCCCUGCACGAGCUUCUCGGCAUAACGCCCGGCGCCCGAGCGAUACACCCCGAGGAGCAUAGCGUGUCGUACGCGCAGAGGGCGAUGCGGCGCCGCAAGUUCCUCCCCGGGCCGGCCGAGUUCUGGCUCGGCGACUCGCCGCUGCAGAGACGGCGCAUCGAGCAGCAGCUUCAAGCUCGGCUGGAUCCUGAUGUUGCGCGUCGCGGCAAGAAACGAUCCUGGGGCUCAAGACUGUUCAGCAUUUUUGGGCGCGGAAAGCGGAAUGAUGGCGAAGAUGACGGCGACGAGAACGAAGAGGCAAAGGCCAGGUUCCCCCCCAGCCCUAACCCCAGCGAUGAAGACGAGAGCCCGCCAAAACGGCGUCGUAUCGACAGCGCUGACGUUGGGACGCGUGCCGGCAAAGACGCGGAGCAGCCCGCGUCGUCCAGUCAAGCGUCUCGGGCCGAGGACAAGGGCAAGGGCAAGGCGGUGGCAUCGGCUGGUGACUUGGAGAGAGACGGGGAGCUCUCCCGCACCGCCGCGCCAAGUCGGGCCCAGCAAGACGGACCGGCCAAGAAGAGAAAGGAGCCGUCUCCGCUAAAACCACAGCCGCCGAAACGAGGCUGGUUCGGGUCCCGGGGGAAGGCUGUGCCAUCGGAGUCGUUGAAGCUUCACGUCAUGAGCCCGGAUGACGGGGAGGGUUUCUGGUAAAGGGAACAAGACGAGACAGCGCCAAAUUUGUACAGCGCGUGGGUCCUGAUUAUACGACUACUUCGUAGUAUCUUAUCUAAGGAGGCAUCAAUACGAAGACGGAAGGGCGAGGCUGUCACUUCAGUAGCAAAAAGGUGGAAUGAAUUUUGGUAAUCAUUUAGACCGUGACCAUUAUAUCUCGAG
Molecule: messenger RNA, 5954 nt
Organism: Purpureocillium takamizusanense
Lineage: Eukaryota; Fungi; Ascomycota; Sordariomycetes; Hypocreales; Ophiocordycipitaceae
Exons: 5
Coding region: 477-5771 (1764 amino acids)
Source: RefSeq, a predicted model, not a curated record